UUGCUUCGUGGCCUGGCAACCAGAAGAGGCUUUACUAAACAGACCCUACCAGCAAGAAUCAGGGCUAGCUACAACUGCUAGCUUUUUACGUUGUCUGGAGAGAUUAAAGCGUCCAAAUAUCAUCAUGUCUUCAAGAACUCUGCCUCUGCUAUUCAUCAACCUCGGUGGGGAAAUGCUGUACAUCCUGGACCAGCGGCUUCGCGCCCAGAAUAUCCCUGCUGACAAAGCUAAGAAAGUUAUGAAUGACAUCAUCAGCACCAUGUUCAACAAAAAGUUCCUAGAAGAGCUUUUCAAGCCACAGGAGCUUUACUCCAAAAAGGCCCUGCGGACUGUGUUCGACCGGCUCGCCCAUGCCUCAAUAAUGAGACUCAAUCAAGCUAGCAUGGACAAGCUCUAUGACUUGAUGACCAUGGCUUUCAAGUACCAGGUGCUCCUCUGUCCCCGACCUAAGGACAUCCUCCUCGUAUCCUUCAACCACAUGGAUGCCAUCAAAGACUUUGUGAAAGACAUUCCCUGCAUUCUCACCCAGGUUGAUGAGACGUACCAACAGCUUAUACAGAUCUACACAACCUUGUCUAGUGGGGAAUUCCAGCUGAUCAGACAAACUCUCCUUAUCUUCUUCCAAGACAUGCAUAUAAGAGUUUCUAUUUUCCUGAAGGAUAAAGUGCAGAACUCCAACGGUCGCUUUGUGCUUCCCACCAGUGGUCCUGUGCCCUAUGGAACACAAGUCCCUGGCUUGAUAAGGAUGUUUAGCUGUAACGGUAAAGAAGCGUCCAGGCUGCAGUUCAGUAACGGAGGAAACUAUACUGCUGCUAUUCGGGAGGGAUCAUUCGAUAUAUUUGGAGACAGGGUCACCAAACUAGGAACAAACAUGUACAGUGUAAGUCGCCCAGUGGAAACCCUCAUAUCAGGAACGUCUAAAAACUCUGCUCAGCACGCUAAGGUCAACACAGCUCCCAACCCUCUGGCCAAAGAGGAGCUGAAUCUGUUGGCCAGGUUAAUGGGAGGGUUAGAAGUUCAGAAACCAGGAAAUGCAGACAACGGCUUCAGAGUCAACCUCUUCGCCACAGACGAGGAAGAAGAAGAGGCCUUAAUAUCAAGACCAGAUGAGCUUUCAUAUGGAGUCAUAAAGAUCCAAGCAACACAGGACCAGCAAGCCAGUGCAGAGCUGGCCAAGAUCAUGGGGGAGUUCACAGAGUCUGGAGAUCAAUCUCCUAGUGUCAGCAGCAAAGGAGACGAUCUUCUGGCCAUGAUGGACGGGCUGUGAUGCGGUCAUCCUGUCAGCAAUGCUCAGGGGCUGAGGCGCAAUGAGUCGUCAACAGUCUUUACUGUGGACAAGACUUCUGUCUGUACCUGCAUGCUGUUUACACUGCAGCAACAUCACAUGCAGCGAGAAAAAACAUCAUUUUUGGGGUGAUUUUAAAGUGCAGAUGUCAGCAGGUGUUUCCAUUGGUCAUCAAAUGACCAACUGCAAAUUUGCCUAGUAAACGGCAAUGAAUGUGGGCCAGGCUUUAAGCUCUAAAACACUGUAUUACUUAUUACUGUAUUAGUAUGUUUGUUGUACACUGAGUAAGUUUCUGUGCAUCACAAUUUACAGUGGGCUAAUAUCAGCGUGUUGAACGUGUGUAUGAGGUAAUAGCAAAACCAAUUUUUGUCUAAUGUCAUGAUGCGUUUUAGAAAUCAGAGUCAGACUGCGCUACACAAAACACAUUUCUUUUAAUUCAAGCAAUGUAAUUUAUCUUAAAUGUUAUUGCCUCUCAGAUUUAGUUGAUUUGGGAGUGUUUAUGCUAUUGAAACAACAAGUAAAUAAGGUAUUAUGUGAUGGUUGUAGGGUUGUCAGAGGAAACCUAAGUGCUCUUUAUACUGUGACUCAGUUCCCUCAACUCUUUGUUUUGGUAAAAAUGAUUUAUCAUGAAUGGCACUGUACUACCAGUGUGAGAGGAGCAACUUGAUAAACACUCUACCUUGUAAUAUCCCUCGAGUGGAGUCUGGAAAUGUGCUCAUUAGUAUAAUAUAGAGUAGUACAAUAUAUGUAAUGAUUUAAUAUGUAAAUAUGUUUGUUCCAUACUUUAUUUAUUUGAAUGUAUAAUUUUAUAAAAAGUAAGAGAAUGCAUAUUACCACUAUAUUGUUGUAUGUGCGAUAUAUGUUUUUUAAUAAAUAGGUGGCAAAAAUGAACAA
This is a messenger RNA of Eleginops maclovinus (Patagonian blennie), 2179 nucleotides long. RefSeq names its product organic solute carrier partner 1b (gene oscp1b). The coding region runs from base 125 to 1267 and encodes 380 amino acids. The record is from RefSeq and is a predicted model, not a curated record. Gene Ontology annotation, biological process: transport. The transcript has 10 exons. NCBI's taxonomy places the organism in Eukaryota, Metazoa, Chordata, Actinopteri, Perciformes, Eleginopidae. Gene Ontology annotation, cellular component: plasma membrane; cytoplasm.